Molecule: messenger RNA, 1485 nt
Organism: Exaiptasia diaphana
Lineage: Eukaryota; Metazoa; Cnidaria; Anthozoa; Actiniaria; Aiptasiidae
Product: myocyte-specific enhancer factor 2C
Biological process (GO): cell differentiation; positive regulation of transcription by RNA polymerase II
Molecular function (GO): protein dimerization activity; RNA polymerase II cis-regulatory region sequence-specific DNA binding; DNA-binding transcription factor activity, RNA polymerase II-specific
Source: RefSeq, a predicted model, not a curated record
AUAAAGAACYACCGAAAGCAGAUUAUUCUUCACGYUAAUACACUCCAAUUCUGGAAUUACGCUCACCCAAUAAUAGAGCCAUGGGAAGAAAAAAGAUCCAAAUAUCUCGAAUCGGAGAUGAGAGRAAUCGUCAGGUUACUUUCACAAAGAGAAAGUUUGGUUUAAUGAAGAAAGCCUAUGAGCUCAGCAUCUUAUGCGACUGCGAGAUUGCACUUAUUAUCUUCAACUCGGCCAACAAGCUUUUCCAGUAUGCAAGCACAGACAUGGACAAGAUUUUGCUCAAGUACACUGAGUAUAAUGAACCACAUGAGAGCAGAACCAACACUGAUAUUGUUGAGACAAUUUCAAAGAAGGAAAACAAACARCUUUCUUCACCUGAUGAGACUGAAAAGCAGUUUGUGCUGACACCAAGAACAGAGGCAAAAUAUAACAAAAUCAAUGAAGAAUUUGACCAGAUGAUGAAGAAGAACUUCAUCCCACAGCCUAACUCUGAAAACUAUCCACAGCAGAUGCCAGUAACCGUCCCAAUAUCACAAGACAGCAAUAGCUCUGAUGACACCAAUGGCUACAGCAGGAGUGUUAGUGUGGACACAAUUGGAAGUAACUCUGGAAUGGGAAACCCCAACACCAGUGGACGAAUAUCAACCGGAACACCAAAUACUGGAACCAACCCUGGGUUAAGCAUAUCAGGGAACAAAUCUAAUGGGAAACAGACUGUCAGUUCCAACAAGUGUGCAUUCCCAACAACAACUUGUAAAUGUCAAGUCAGAACCAGCAGARCACGAUCCUUCUUCACCGAAUUCACGGUCUUCUGUCUCUCCAACAUCACCCUAUUGYCGACAGACACCAAGUAGAGAAGGAAGGGACAUUGACAUGGCAGAUGUAAACACACCAAAGCGACCUCGCAUGGACACUACAGCGAAUGGCUGGCGUUAGGAGCAACAGCUAUUGUAURUAUAUAGCAUCAGUAUAUCUUAUAAAUUUUUUUAAAUCCCUGUAAUAUUCAAAAACAUUGUAUUAUUUUAUUAUUUUUUGUUCGAAGAUGCAGUAUAAACUGAGUAGUUUGAUGAAAAUUCUUAAAUAGGUGUGUGAUAAUCACUAGGUGAUAUUAUUGUAUUGCAAAAUAGUGUUUAACUUCUCGUAUUGUGAGGCAAAAUAGUGUUUAACUUUUCGUAUUGUGAGGACAGUUGAGAAAAAUAAUUUUCAUAGAUUUACUAUAGUUAUUGAUAAAAGCAACGGUAAUGAGAAAAGCCAAUGUACAAUGGAAAUAGAUAAAAACAAACCAUUCUACGCGACUCUGCUGAGUCUAAUUUGUUAUUCUGCUAUUAUUCUAAGGCUUCAAUUUUAUAGACUGAUCCUAGAAACUGGAUGCCAAAACUUCAGCAGUUAUUAGUAAAUUUUUGUACUCCAUUAGAAAACGCCUAGAUGUAAUUAUGGUUGUGUAAGGGUGUUAUUUUAUUAGUAAUAUUACUUGACAAAAAUUGC